Molecule: messenger RNA, 753 nt
Organism: Porites evermanni
Lineage: Eukaryota; Metazoa; Cnidaria; Anthozoa; Scleractinia; Poritidae
Source: the annotation of a GenBank genome assembly
UGGAAGGAGUGCAUAACCAAUGAGAUUCCCAUCCCUCACCCUGCAGUGAGAAUCUAUGACAAUGAAGGCAAUUUGCAAUUCAUAAAAUAUACAGGGUUUCUAGAAGAUGAUGAUUCCACUGAUCAUGAGACUAGUGACGAAGAAGUAAAUGAAAAUGACACCAUGUACGAAAAUGACAUUUCUGACAUUCAACAAGAUGAUGAAGAACUUGAAGACAUUCAUGAUUUCCAGCAAGUGGGAGAAUAUCUUAUGGAGUGUGAACAAGAAGAAAAUUUGGACGAGACUUGUCAUAACGAAGAAGACUCCUUAACAGAGCAGGAGUUGUUGACACCAAGAAUUGAAAGUCUGGCAGGGAAGGAGCUUACCAAUUCAACUCCUGCAGUUGUUGCUCAGGCUACGUCUGCUGAAUCUUGCCAGCUCAAGACAACACUGGCUAAAUCUGUAUCAAAGGUGUUAGGUGAAACCAAAGAAGUAAAAACACUAGACUCAAUGCGUAUCAAGCUCAAGAGCAACCUUACAAGAAAAGAAGACUAUGAAGCUGCUUUGGCCAUUGUACAGACCAAGGUGCUUGCAAAGCAUUCAGUUGUGAAGCAGCAGUUUAAGAAGUGGGAACAGAAUUUCUUCUUGGAGCAUGAGUGCACUGAGCCAAGUCCUGAGGACAUACGCAAUGAUAGACAAGGGCAUGAUUUCUACAAGACCUUAAGGCUAUGUAAACAGCUUUUACAGCAUUGGAACAUAACAGUACACAUGUAA